AUGUCCAAAAAUCAAAAAAGACUGCGAUGCAACCGCGUGCAGCCCUGCUGGAACUGCUCGUCCCGGGGCCUCGCCUCAUCAUGCGCCUUUCCCGACACCAGCACCGUCGUCCCGUCCGCGUCCACGCCCGCCACGGCCGCCGCCGCCAGCUUCCAAGACCGCAUCAACCAUCUCGAGGGCCUCGUCGUGCAGCUCCUCCAGCAGGAUCCUCCUUCCGAUACAUCGAUAAUCCCGCCUCAGCUAUGCGCCAAAUGCACUGAGCCUCUUGCUCCCGCGCCAGUCGCGACAACGACGACAACGACGGCCGUCACCUCGCCGUUGUCGUUGUCGUCGUCGUCGUCGUUGCAUGCGCCCGACAUUGGCAGGCUGAAAAUCGACAGCGCAAAGAGCGCCUACGUCAGCAGUCCGCACUGGAGUGCCGUGCUCAGCGGCCUAUCCGAGCUCAAGGCCCUUUGGACGGCCGCCGACGCCGAUGACGACGACGACGACGACGACGAUUUCUUCCCCGGCGACCAGAGCGACAAUCAGUACUACAAGGGAGAAGAGGCCGGAGAUGACCACGAGACGCCGCAGCGGCCACUGGCUGCGCCGACGCUGGGCAAGAGGCGCUUUCAGCUGCUGUUUGGCGGGCACAGGACGCACUUACUCGACGACAUUCUUGGGGCCAUGCCGGCGCGCGAGGUCGUGGAUCGGCUGGUGCUGCUGUACUUUAACAACAUGAUGUUGCCGCGUGCGUCGACGACUACCCACACGAAAUUCGCCAUCAUCCAUUCUGGGAGCUUCCUCCGCCAGUAUGAGAAAUUCUGGACAUCACCCCAUGAAACACCCAUCUUAUGGAUCGCCAUGCUCUUUGGCAUCAUGAGCGUCGCGAGCCAGACCGAAGCUGCAUGGGCCCUCUACAGCUACAGGCCUCCUCCCUCCUCCUUCGCCUCCAGCCGUAGUCCCUCUUCCUCAACACCGCAACCAUCUCUGCCGCUCUCCUCCCCGUUCCCGCUCUCCACCCCUCCGUACGUCGACCAAGUCGUCGCCUGCCUCAUCCUCGGCGAGUACACCAAGGGCGGCGCCUACGCCAUCGAGGCCCUGCUGCACUACCAGUUCAUCGAGGUCACCAGCUCCGCCGACGUUCACGCCGAUGCGUGGCUGCUCUCGGGCAUUGUGACCCGUCUCGCCUACCGCAUGGGCUAUCACCGCGACCCGUCGCAUUUCCCGUCCCUCAGCGCCUUCCAGGGGGAGACGCGCCGCCGACUGUGGAUCACCGUGCACGCCAUGGACACCAUGAUCUCGGCGCAGAUGGGCCUGCCGCGGCUCAUCAAAGCGGGCGCCGCCGACGUACGCCUCCCGCGCAACCUGUACGACGCCGACCUUGAUCCGGACUGCGCCACGCUGCCCCCCGAGCGACCCUGGACUGAGCUCACCCCGACACUGCACCUCAUUGCUAAGCACCGCCUGUUCGUCGUCAUCGGCACCAUUACCGACUUCAACAUGAGCGUUGGCCCCGAGGGUCCUGCGCCGACCGUGGCGCGCGAAAAGGAGCUGACCAAGCUCAUCCAGGACACGUACGACCAGCUGCCGGACAAGUGCAAGUUUCACAGCAUGCUCGGCUGCAUCGCUGACAAGGCCGCCGACAUUAUCCACCGCAUCGGCGCCAGCGCGCUGUUGCAAAAGGGUCUCAUCGCCAUCUACUGGCACCGGCUCAUGGCGCGCGACGCGCGCGACGAGGCCGAGCAGCUGCGCGACGCCGUCGGUGACCGCGCGCACGUCCGCCAGUCGUACGCCAUGUGCAUCCGCGCCGCGGUAAAGGUGCUUGGCCUCCAGUCCAUUGUCGAGAGCGAGUCCAAGCCCGGCGGCGGGCUCUUUCCGCAGCGCAUCCAGGCGUCGUCCGUCAUCAAGCACGAGUUUCUCAUGAGCACCGUCGUGCUGUGCCGGCACAUGUACCGUGUCCUGGCCGGCCCGUUUGGCUCCCCGCUGCUCGAGGCGGUUCUCGAGCGGCGCAGCGGAGGCGGCCAUGAUUAUAACGAGGACAAUGAUGCGGACAGCGCGGCGCUCCCCGGUCCAGAGGUCGUCGAGGCCGCGCUACGGCACUCGCACAGCAUCUGGCAGAGGGGUAGCGCCGUGUCGUCUGAGGCUAGGCGCAUCUCGUCCAUCCUCGACGCACUGUUUGGGAAGCUUGGAACCAAGUCUCCCUCACCAGAUGAGUCAGUUCCGACAUUGUCGUCGCCAUUCGACGGCAUCGACCCGGGACUGGCUCUGCUCGACGAAUUCGGGCUUCUGCAUCAUUUACAGGAUAUGAAUAGCUGCUUCGACAUGUAA
Molecule: messenger RNA, 2310 nt
Organism: Beauveria bassiana ARSEF 2860
Lineage: Eukaryota; Fungi; Ascomycota; Sordariomycetes; Hypocreales; Cordycipitaceae
Product: fungal specific transcription factor
Exons: 3
Coding region: 1-2310 (769 amino acids)
Biological process (GO): DNA-templated transcription; regulation of DNA-templated transcription
Cellular component (GO): nucleus
Molecular function (GO): DNA binding; DNA-binding transcription factor activity, RNA polymerase II-specific; zinc ion binding
Source: RefSeq, a predicted model, not a curated record